Molecule: messenger RNA, 2343 nt
Organism: Zymoseptoria tritici IPO323
Lineage: Eukaryota; Fungi; Ascomycota; Dothideomycetes; Mycosphaerellales; Mycosphaerellaceae
Product: RSC complex protein
Exons: 3
Coding region: 1-2343 (780 amino acids)
Biological process (GO): chromatin remodeling
Cellular component (GO): RSC-type complex
Molecular function (GO): protein binding
Source: RefSeq, a predicted model, not a curated record
AUGGACUCCAGCCGAAAACGCAGGGCCGUGGAUGAGACUCCCACGACGGGGUCCGCGACGAAGAAGCUCAAGUUGCUGGUGAGUCGCAUGCACAUUGCAAUAAUUUGCGCCCGGUCGCAUGCCCAAUGGCCGAAUGACGGAUGCGCGAGCGCGCCCCCGGUCGCAUUCUCGGUGUUGUGGUGGGAGUGGUGGAUGUUCAGAAGAGUUGGUGAACAGAAGAUGAAGAGGGAGCUACGCGCGACGGAGCAUGGCCGGCAUCUACACAACCCACCCUCCUCAAGCACCUCCGUCAUUCGCCGCCAAGUCGAGAUCACCACCGCGAGCGCAACAUGCAAGCUCGCAUCCAGAACAUUCUCGCUGACCUUGUGCCUCCCUCUCCAGAACUCGAACCCAGCACCAGUACCGCAGCAACCAUCCGCAGAAACCGUUCAGAAGGUCGGCUUGAAGCUGAUCGGACAAAUCAACAAUGCCACAGACAAGACGUACGCUAUCGCUCGCCUGCCCGACAGUCACUCACGAACUAACCAGCAACACAGUGGUCGAACCAUCUCAGAUGCCUUCAUCGACCUUCCCGAUCGAGUGGACUUUCACGACUACUACGUUCAGACGAAGAUGCCUAUAUCAGUCAGCAUGGUGGAAGACAAGAUACGGCGCAACGGAUAUGCGACCAUCACCGAGAUUGAGAGCGACCUCAAACGAAUGGUUCAAAACGCAAAGGAAUACAACAUGCCGAAAAGCGACAUCUACGAAGACGCGGAACGGAUACGAAAGCUGGUCUACAAUUACAUGAAGAUCCACAACCCGGCUUACACACUGGAUCCAAACUACCAAUCGUUCUGCACCCCGAUACCUGAGACGAAGAUCACUUUGACGAAUGGUGGAGCGCACAGUGCAGGGAACGUCAAGGCAGAGCCCGGAAGUCGAGGCGGCAGCAGCAAGCCAAGAGCAUCACUCGGGCCUAAAGCGUCCGAGCCGCCGUCGGAAAGGAAGUCUUCAGCAGCGCCGAGUGCAUCCGCGGCAGAGGGCGAGGACCAGGUCGAUGCGGAUGUUGAUGAUACAGGCAAUCGCGACUUCACCGGCAAGACAUUUCAAGAGGCCCAGCAAAUGAUUGUUGCGGAGCUCAUCAGUCACGCUGAGGAUGGUGUCGAGAUCUUCACACCUUUCGUGACCUUGCCGUCGCGCAAGCUGGAAGACUAUUACAAGACCAUACGGCAUCCAGUAUCGUUGAAGAGUGUGCAGAAACGCACUCGCGGUAUACAUGGUCGCGCACCGCCCACUGGGCGCACGGACUUCAAAACAUGGGACGCAUUCGAGGAAGAGAUCAGCUUCAUCUGGCGGAACGCCAGAGAGUACAACCUAGAUGGAAGCGAGAUGUACGAAUUGGCGGGCGAAUUCGAGGGAUACUUCAAAGCACAGCUUGCAGAGGCCAAGUCGAAGGUCGAGGAGCCUGCUGCGCGCAUCACGCUCGCAGCUCCGAAGAAGUCCGGCAUCACCCUUAACCUCGGUCAGCACCGCAGCUCACCAACACCUGGAGUCAGUGUGGAUAAUGAGGCAUUGGCACGUCAGCGUCAAAUGGUGCAGGCUGGAGUGAAUGGUCAGCAGACUCAAGCCAAGCCCACGCCGCCUGUCAACGGAGCUACCAGACCACCAUCACAAGGCAUGCAGGACGCAAGACCAUCGAGCAGUGCACAGGCUUUACCGCCUGCAUCUGCGCCCGUCAAGAACGAGAGAGUGUCGACAAUGUCUCCCGCGGCAACAAUGGCACCCGCAGUUCAAGCGAUCCCGAAUGGCCAUACCAAUGGCAUGAUGCCGCCUCCACUACAACGGCAUAUGAGUGGAAGUCCGUAUCCAGCCCAACCUACCAUGGCGCCACCAGUCACAAGCUUCCACUUCACCGCACCCUCCGCCCUUCCACCGACCCCAAUCCGCGAAUACCCAAUCUCGCAGAGCCUCCUGCCGGUGGUGACACUCUCUACACAUCCGCAGUUGCGGCUACAGAAGCCAUACAGCCUGGCAGUCCCACCACAUGCAUCGCUUUCGCAGCAAAGCAGAACCAUCACACUGCCAUCAACGCACUACUACGUGCAAAUCGCGCCCACCAUAUCCCGAGAGCUCUCCAUGGGUCGCGCUUACAAGAUGUUCGUCACCGUCAAUGGCACUCGCUUGACUCAACGCGACACGCAGUUUCACGCAGAUUCUGGCAAGCGGACGCACAUGUACGAGGGGAGCCUGGCAUCCGGCGUGAAUCGGAUCGAGGUGGAGGUUGCUGCCGCGAAGGUUGAUGGGGAUGGCAAAGGACUUGACGUGGAGAAGGUCACGAUUUUUGCCAACUUGACGAGAUAA